Cygnus atratus (black swan) is the source of this 2335-nucleotide messenger RNA. It is a transcript of the gene SEPTIN10, whose product is annotated as septin 10. Gene Ontology annotation, molecular function: GTP binding; GTPase activity; molecular adaptor activity. Gene Ontology annotation, biological process: cytoskeleton-dependent cytokinesis. The record is from RefSeq and is a predicted model, not a curated record. Lineage: Eukaryota; Metazoa; Chordata; Aves; Anseriformes; Anatidae. Gene Ontology annotation, cellular component: microtubule cytoskeleton; septin ring; cell division site. Bases 120 to 1484 code for a protein of 454 amino acids. The transcript has 11 exons.
GGCGCCGCCCGCCCUCGGCCCCGGCCCCGGCCCUGGCAGGGGGUUACCCUCCUUCCCUGCCUCCCUCCUUCGCUCCCUCUCGCCUCGCCGCCCUUCCCUCCGUCCCCCCCCCGGUGGCCAUGGCCUCCCCCCGUGCCGGCCGGCAGCCGCAAAAUGAUGGCUAUCGGUCCUUAUCCUUGUCUGGUCAUGUUGGUUUUGAUAGUUUACCUGAUCAGCUGGUUAACAAAUCCAUCAAGCAGGGCUUCUGCUUCAACAUUCUUUGUAUCGGAGAAACUGGAACUGGGAAAUCGACCUUAAUAGACAGUCUGUUUAACACCAGUUUUGAUGACCCUGUGUCAACUCAUUUUCAGCCAAAUGUAAGACUUAGAGCCCAGACAUACGAACUCCAGGAAAGCAAUGUUCGUUUGAAACUAACCGUUGUAAAUACCGUGGGCUUUGGUGACCAGAUAAACAAAGAAGAUAGCUACCAGCCAAUAGUGGAUUAUAUAGAUGCCCAAUUUGAAGCCUAUCUCCAGGAGGAACUGAAAAUUAAACGUUCUUUAUUUAGCUACCAUGAUACUCGCAUCCAUGCCUGCCUCUAUUUCAUCUCACCUACAGGCCAUUCCUUAAAAACUCUAGAUUUGUUAACCAUGAAAAGUCUAGACAGCAAGGUGAACAUUAUACCAAUUAUAAGCAAAGCAGACAGCAUUUCAAAAACAGAACUGCAGAAGUUCAAAAACAAUCUCAUGAGUGAAUUAGUUAGCAACGAUGUCCAGAUAUACCAGUUUCCAACUGAUGAUGAAACCGUUUCUCAAGUUAAUACCAUCAUGAAUGGUCACUUGCCAUUUGCUGUAGUAGGAAGUACGGAAGAGGUGAAAAUUGGAAACAAAAUGGUGAAAGCUCGUCAAUACCCUUGGGGCAUCGUACAAGUGGAAAAUGAGAACCACUGUGACUUUGUGAAGCUUCGUGAGAUGCUUAUUUGCACAAAUAUGGAAGACUUAAGAGAACAGACUCAUGCACGCCAUUAUGAGCUGUACAGGCGCUGCAGACUGGAAGAGAUGGGCUUCAGAGACAUUGGCCCUGAGAACAAACCAGUAAGGCUUCCAUGUUCUAAGUCUUACACAGAUAGGAAAACUGUAUGUCACAGCUUUGCUUCUGUAGAAAGUCUGCAGGAAGCCUAUGAGGCAAAGAGACAUGAGUUCUACCUUGAGCUGCAAAGAAAGGAGGAGGAGAUGAGACAACACUUUGUGCAGAGAGUGAAGGAGAAAGAGACAAUAUUGAAAGAAGCAGAGCAACAAAUACAGACUAAAUUUGAUCAUCUUAUGCUAAUGCAUCAAGAAGAGAAACUGAAAUUAGAGAAAAAGAAAAGAGCUCUAGAAGAUGACAUAGCUAUGUUUAAUAAGAAGAAAGCUAAUGCUGAAUUACUCCAAACACAAGCAUUUGUCUCUACUCCUGUUGUUAGUCUGAAGAGAGACAAGGACCGCAAAAAUUCCGGCUUUAUGUAAUGCUGCUGAUAGAAGAAGCAAUACUGAUAAUUUCUCUUGAGGAAGCUGUGAUUCACAGUGUGCUUUUGGAGGUGGAGGAGUUGCGGUUUCUUACUAAAGGAAUUGGAGAAUCUCGUUGCCACAGGCUACAAGAGAAGAAUUUUUAAACAUGAUCCACACGCAUCCGGUGUGGCAAUUACUGUCAGUGUCACUGUGGACUUCAUAGGAUGUGUCUGCCUUGAUGUGCACUUACUUUACGUAUGUGGCCAACCUGCAUUCAUUUUAAGUGCAUUGUACCAAAGAAAAUGCGCAUGCCAUGAAGAGUUCCAUUCAUAAUAUGAAUGCUGUAGUACAAAAGUAUUCAGUGAAUAUAUCUACUAUAACCUUUCUAAAGAAUUAUUUUCUAAAGAAUUAUUAUUUCAUAUGGUUUGGUAGAUCAGUCUACUAAAUAUUAUUUAAUACAACUGCUGACAUAGCGCAACCAUUUACUGAUUUUGCUGACUGGUUUAUGUAUAGGCUUUUAUGUACAAGCACUGUCCUAUUUUUCUGAUACAACCUUUGUAAUCAAAACUUACUGAGAUAUUUUUGCAAUGCUGCACUGUUGCAUGAUAUUUUAUCUGACAUUACUAACAAUUUGGAAAGUACCUACAACUUCUUGUUGCUUGUGACUGGUGCUCAGUUACAGCAGAGAUGAAACUUUACAAAAACAACUUCAAGAGCUUCAGGUUAAAACAAGUUUCAAAUGUUUUUGUAUUUUCAGUAGUUGCAACUCAUCGGAAACGUUCUCUAAGAGGUGACAUUCUCUGAAGGUGUUUUGUAUGACUUCUAAAAAGUGAAGUGCUAAGUUGAUAGAAAUAAAAUACUUUGCUUAA